Erigeron canadensis is the source of this 2697-nucleotide messenger RNA. RefSeq names its product fimbrin-1-like. Gene Ontology annotation, biological process: actin filament bundle assembly; actin filament network formation. Gene Ontology annotation, cellular component: actin filament bundle; cytoplasm; actin filament. NCBI's taxonomy places the organism in Eukaryota, Viridiplantae, Streptophyta, Magnoliopsida, Asterales, Asteraceae. The transcript has 15 exons. Gene Ontology annotation, molecular function: actin filament binding. Bases 409 to 2454 code for a protein of 681 amino acids. The record is from RefSeq and is a predicted model, not a curated record.
UUUCAUUAUUGAGAAAGAAAGAAAAAAGGAAAAAGAAAAAUAGAGGUGGACUGGACUCCCAGAUUCACGGCAACGCGGUCCGUAUUAUCCUAAAAUCGCCGCGCCUUCUUCUUUCUGUCAAUCUUCCUCCCUUUCCUCUCUUCACAAGCAAUUACAUAUAUUUACAAAAAAUAAAAAACACACUACCUACUAAAUCUUGAAUUAAUUAUUAUUAUUAUAUUCUUACAUAUCUAUAUCUAUACAUCAUUGCUCACCAACAAAUCUUUUGGAAUCCCAUAAUUAAUCAAUAUCUGCUGCUGUUUCUUGUUCUGUUUCAUUUUAGGAAAAAGGGGUGCAAUUUUGUUUUGUUUUUUUUUUAAUAAAACAAAAAAAAAUACAAAGGAAACAGAUUGAAUUGAAUAGAAUUGGAUGUCAAAAUUCGAGGGAGUAAUAGUAUCGGAUCAUUGGCUUCAAAGUCAGUUCACCCAAGUCCAACUUCGCACCCUUAAAUCCAAGUUUCUAUCUUCAAACAUCCAAAAUGGCCAAAUUAGCCCGUCAGAUUUGCCUCUCCUUCUUUCUAAAUUGAAGCCUUUUAUCGAUAUCUUCAAGGACGAUAUCGAUGAAAUCUCUCGUUUGUUAUCUCAAUCUGGCCUCGAUUUCUCCAAUGGAGUCGCUUUUGAAGCCUUCCUCAGGGCUUAUUUGCACUUGCAUUCUCAAGCUGCUGCCAAAUUGGGCAACUCCGAUAACUCUUCUUCGUUUCUUAAAGCGACGACCACAACUCUGCUUCACACCAUCGACGAGUCCGAGAAGCAGUCUUAUGUUGCUCAUAUCAAUAGCUAUCUUAGAGAUGAUCCCUUUAUGUCUCAGUUUCUUCCCAUCGAUCCGUCUACCAAUGCUUUGUUUGACCUUGCUAGAGAUGGUGUUCUUCUUUGUAAACUUAUCAAUGUUGCGGUGCCUAAUACGAUAGAUGAGCGCGCUAUCAACACGAAACGUGUGCUCAACCCGUGGGAAAGAAAUGAAAAUCAUACUCUUUGUCUCAACUCUGCCAAGGCUAUUGGAUGCACAGUUGUCAAUAUCGGCAACCAAGAUCUGGUUGAGGGAAGGCCUCAUCUUGUUCUUGGCCUUAUUUCCCAGAUUAUAAAGAUCCAACUUCUGGCUGAUCUCAACCUUAGAAAGACACCUCAACUUGUGGAAUUGGUGGAGGACAACAAUGAUGUCGAGGAGCUUAUGGGAUUAGCUCCUGAGAAAUUGCUACUAAAAUGGAUGAAUUUCCAUCUUAAGAAAGCGGGUUACAAGAAACCUGUUACAAACUUCUCGUCUGAUCUGAAGGAUGGAGAAGCUUAUGCUUACCUGCUUAAUGUUCUUGCACCAGAACAUUGCAGCCCAGCCACUCUUGAUACCAAAGAUCCUGCUGAAAGGGCAAAUCUGGUACUCGAACAUGCAGAGAAAAUGGAUUGCAAGAGAUACUUGGCUCCUAAAGAUAUCGUUGAAGGCUCCACAAAUUUAAAUCUUGCCUUUGUUGCCCAAAUCUUUCACCAAAGAAAUGGUUUGUCUACUGAUAACAAGAAGAUAUCUUUUGCUGAGAUGAUGACUGAUGAUGAACAAAUGUCUAGAGAUGAAAGAAGUUUCAGACUCUGGAUUAAUAGUCUUGGAAUCUCUUCAUAUGUGAACAAUUUAUUUGAGGAUGUCAGAAAUGGAUGGGCACUUCUAGAAGCUGUAGAUAAGGUUUCUUUGGGAUCAGUUAACUGGAAGCAUGCAACUAAGCCUCCUAUUAAGAUGCCAUUUAGGAAAGUUGAAAAUUGCAAUCAAGUUAUUAAAAUUGGGAAGCAGUUGAAGUUUUCACUCGUCAAUGUAGCAGGAAAUGACUUUGUGCAAGGGAAUAAGAAACUCAUACUUGCUUUCUUGUGGCAGUUGAUGAGGUUUAAUAUGCUCCAACUAUUAAAGAAUUUGAGAUCCCGCUCCUCCCAGGGGAAGGAAAUAACCGAUGCUGAUAUUUUAAAAUGGGCAAAUAAGAAAGUUAAAAACACUCAAAUGGAGAGCUUUAAGGACAAGAGUCUUUCAAAUGGUAUAUUCUUCCUUGAGCUUCUCAGUGCAGUCGAGCCUAGGGUGGUGAACUGGAACCUUGUAACGAAGGGUGAAAGUGAAGAGGAGAAGAAGCUGAAUGCAACCUACAUAAUUAGUGUUGCGCGAAAGCUUGGGUGUUCAAUCUUCUUGUUGCCCGAAGACAUCAUGCAGGUGAACCAGAAGAUGAUCCUUAUGCUUACAGCCAGCAUCAUGUACUGGAGCCUUCUGCAAUCAACUGAUGAUUCAGAAUCAUCUCCUUCAUCUAUUGCUGAAACUCCCGAAGCAUCUCCUGAACCUUCUGUGAACGGAGAUGAAGAGAGCUCUGUUGUUGCCGAGAUCUCCAAUUUGUCCAUUGAUGAUGCAGCCUCUGAUACUACAGUUUCGACUCACGAAAGCAAUGAUAUACAGUGAUAUGUUACGUUUAAAUGUAAGUACAAAAAAUGGAAAGAGAGAAAGUAUACAUGAAUUGGAAAAAAAAAUAUUAUAUAUUAUUAUAAUUAUUACGAGUAGAAGAUAGAAGUCAUAGAACAAAGGGCAAAAAAAAGAAAGAAUAGUUGAUGCGUACAUGAAGAGGGUUUAUUUAGACCUCGUACUGCUUUUUGGUUUAUUUAUAUAUUUUUUCUAAUCUUUUAUUACAAGAAAUUGAUUCUUUAA